AGCUGGGACUUUGGCCGCGGGUUCCGCCGUCUCGGGAGCCCUCGGAGCCCUGGGUCCGGCCGCGGAGAUCGCGGCGGGGGCGGCGGCAGGCCUCCCGCGCAGCCGCGAUGCUGGGCUCCCGGGCUGAGGCGGCGAUGACCGCGGCCGACAGGGCCCUCCAGCGCUUCCUGCGGACCGGGGCGGCCGUCAGAUAUAAAGUCAUGAAGAACUGGGGUGUUAUAGGUGGAAUUGCCGCUGCGCUAGCAGCAGGAAUAUAUGUUAUUUGGGGUCCCAUUACAGAAAGAAAGAAGCGUAGAAAAGGGCUUGUGCCUGGCCUUGUCAACUUGGGGAACACCUGCUUCAUGAACUCCCUGCUGCAAGGCCUGUCUGCCUGCCCCACCUUCAUCAAGUGGCUGGAAGAGUUCACCACCCAGUACACCAGGGAUCAGAAGGAGUGCCCCCAACACCAGUACUUGUCCUUGACACUGUUGCGCCUCUUGAAAGCUUUAUCCUGCCAAGAAGUCACUGAUGAAGAGGUCUUGGAUGCAAGCUGCUUGUUGGACGUCUUAAGAAUGUACAGAUGGCAGAUCUCUUCGUUUGAAGAGCAGGACGCUCAUGAGUUAUUCCAUGUCAUUACCUCGUCUUUGGAGGAUGAGCGGGACCACCAGCCCCGGGUCACACAUCUGUUUGAUGUGCAUUCCCUAGAGCAGCAGUCAGAAGUGACUCCCAGACAGAUCACCUGCCGCACCAGAGGGUCACCUCAUCCCACAUCCAACCACUGGAAGUCCCAGCAUCCUUUUCAUGGAAGACUUACUAGUAACAUGGUCUGCAAACACUGUGAGCACCAGAGUCCCGUUCGAUUUGAUACCUUCGAUAGCCUUUCACUAAGUAUUCCAGCUGCCACAUGGGGUCAUCCACUGACCCUGGACCACUGCCUUCACCACUUCAUCUCGUCGGAAUCCGUGCGGGAUGUCGUAUGUGACAACUGUACGAAGAUUGAAGCCAAAGGGACGCUGAAUGGGGAGAAGGUGGAACACCAGAGGACCACGUUUGUCAAACAGUUAAAACUAGGGAAGCUCCCCCAGUGUCUGUGCAUCCACCUCCAGCGGCUGAGCUGGUCCAGCCACGGCACACCCCUGAAGCGGCACGAGCACGUGCAGUUCAACGAGUUCCUGAUGAUGGACAUCUACAAGUAUCGCCUCCUCGGACACAAGCCCGGUCACCGCAGCCCCGAGCUGCACGAGAAGGCGGGGCCUGCACUGGAGCUGCAGGAUGGGCCGGCAGCUCCCAAGCCAGUUCGGAAUCCCCCCGGGGGCACCAAAACACAGAUUCUCAUGAACGGCGCCUGCUCCCCGUCUUUCUUGCCCACGCUGCCAAGCCCGAUGCCCUUCCCCCUCCCAGCUGUUCCUGACUACAGCGCCUCCGCGUACCUCUUCCAGCUGGUGGCAGUUGUCGUCCACCACGGAGACAUGCACUCGGGACACUUCGUGACCUACCGACGGUCCCCGCCUUCAGCCAAGAACCCUCUCUCCACCAGCAACCAGUGGCUGUGGAUUUCUGACGACACCGUCCGCAAGGCCAGCCUACAGGAGGUGCUGUCCUCCAGCGCCUACCUGCUGUUUUACGAGCGUGUUCUUUCCAAGAUGCAGCACCAGAGUCAGGAGCGCAAGUCUGAAGAAUGACUCUGCCCCGGCCCCGAAGCUAGAGCUGAUGGCUCCGUCCAAACUGUGUGUGUGUGUGUGUGUGUGCGCGCGCGCGUGUGUGUACGUGCUGUGGUGUGUACGUGCAAGCAGCCCCACUAGAGUCCUGCAGCCUUCUGGCGUGUUCUAAGAGCAGGCUCCACACAGGAGCUGGUGGCCCCGAUUCAAACGCGGUCAGGCUCCCCGCACAGCUCUGCCCGUGCGCACCAGGGCGGCGGUGUCGGGCUAGGAAAACAGUCAUUGUGUCUAGAGCGUGUCUUGUCACUCACCUGAUCCAGGUAAUUAAAAGAAACCAGACUCCAGAAGCCACCUUUUUUAGAUUCUGAUACAUUAGGUGUUCUCAGAGGGGAGUUAACUUUGUCUGAUCCUCCAACGUGUCAGCAUAGAUCUUUUAUUUUUAAUAAGCAGUCCCAUAAAAAUGGUUGAAUUAGUGAAAUUAUUAAAGGCAACGACUUCGAAGAAAAAGUGCCUUUCACUCUCAAUUGCUUUCGUAGCAUGUCCCUUAUGGAAAAUACACCUCAUCUGGGAAUCACAUAAACAAUUUUUCAAAAGCUCUGUACCUUCCAAAGUUACCGAAUGGAGAGCAACAGAACAGUUUAAAGACGCCUGAUGCACACCUGCCUUCCCUUUUUAUAUGGCUUUUUCUAACCUUUCGAUUCUUUAUAUGUGGUAAAAGCUCAUCUGCCAAAUCUGCCCCUCGGGGAAAUUCUUUCUCUACUUUGUCAGUUACAAGUGACCAGCUUUCUCUUUGCUGUUAUCUUUUGUAUCCUGGACUCCGAGGUGUGAUUAUCGCAUAUUAUAGAACUGUGUGAACAGCCAGAACUCGGUGGCCUGUGUGCCACACCUACGACUCCUCCGCUCUGUAGAAAACCCUUUCUCACACAAGGACCCCACGGUGGACAGCUAUUCUCAUCUAUUUAUUUAUUGCCCAUAAAGAGCUCCUGAGGUUUACGGGUGGAGCCGGGGGCUGUGUCGGAAAGAAAAGACAAUCCUGGCCUCCAUUUGAGAGCUGGAUUCUGAAAGAAGGGCACUGACCUUGGGGCUGCUGCCACUCUGGACCUCAGUUUCCUCAUCUGUAAAGUGAAGAGUUAGAUUCCAUGACCAUCCACGUCCAGCCCUUCCCACAAAAAAGAAGUUUAAAAAAACUUUUUGAACAUACAA
This is a messenger RNA of Balaenoptera ricei (Rice's whale), 2840 nucleotides long. RefSeq names its product ubiquitin specific peptidase 30 (gene USP30). Gene Ontology annotation, molecular function: cysteine-type deubiquitinase activity; cysteine-type endopeptidase activity. The record is from RefSeq and is a predicted model, not a curated record. Gene Ontology annotation, biological process: protein deubiquitination. The transcript has 13 exons. Bases 108 to 1661 code for a protein of 517 amino acids. Gene Ontology annotation, cellular component: nucleus; cytosol. NCBI's taxonomy places the organism in Eukaryota, Metazoa, Chordata, Mammalia, Artiodactyla, Balaenopteridae.